Messenger RNA from Amborella trichopoda, 1159 nucleotides. The record is from RefSeq and is a predicted model, not a curated record. NCBI's taxonomy places the organism in Eukaryota, Viridiplantae, Streptophyta, Magnoliopsida, Amborellales, Amborellaceae.
UAUUAACUGUCCCUAUAUUCUUUCUGUAUUUUCUCUGCCUAUCACUUAAUAUUUGUUGGGCGUGAUGCCAAAUCAUCACCCAUGUGGCAUUCUCCUCUUAAUAUAAGUUGGGUGUGCUGCCAAAUCAUUACCCCUUUGGCAUUCCCGUCUUAUUGAAAGGCAUUUUUGUCACGAAAAAUGUACCUUUUGAAUGGAGGCCCUUAAAAGGGGUCUUAGAGACAGAGAUGUGUGGAUGAGUUGUUGAGGGGGAAAAAGAGGAAGCACGAGAGGGAGAAAAAGGUGCGCGGGCGUGAGCAUGAAAAAGGUGCAUGAGUGUGAGAUUAAAAGGGUGAAAACAGAGAGAGUUUUGUAAAAGGAGAAAAUUUGGGGGUUUCACUGUGAAACCCUAGCGCCACCAUGGGGGCUUGUCUUGAGCCAUUUUAUCGGUAUUUCUUUACGGGUGUAGUGAAUCGAAAAAAGGGAUCCGCUAUAGGUGGUUUAUGGUAGGAAGUUAUGUGUUUGAGCAUUUUUUGAUAUUGUAUGAGAACGGAUGAGGUGCUAACUUGCAAAUGUUGGAAUCCUACAAAGCUGAGAAUAAGCAACACAGAACACAACCGGAAAAGGUUGUUCUAUAACUGUUCACAGGUUAUGUUUAAAGAACAAUGUAAUACCUGCCACUGGUGCGAUGAUAUGACGCCUCUCAAUACCAGACAUGCAGAGGAAUUACAAAAAUUGCAAGUCGAGUGUGCGCUGUUAUAUGAGGAAAACCAGAACUUAUUAAGAAUGAUGGCCAGUCAGGAAGAGAAACUUAACGGUGAGAUUAAAGCUUUGAGGAAGAGAAUAGAAUUAGCUAGCGCGGAAGGCCCAAUGCCCCGUCUACAAGCUUGGCAUCUCAGAUAGCGAAUCCGAUGAUGCCGAAGUGAAACACGUAUUGUAAAGCUGCUUUGGUAGUCUUUUAUUAAUACAAAAUAUAACUUCAAUAGUCUUUACUAGUAGGAAGUGUAUACAAUAAGACCGUCUACAUUUGAUACAAGGUGGUAUACGAAAAUAAACGGUCUCAUAGUAUCCAAUCCUUUACUAAUAUAACUUCACGUGAACAUGAAUACGUAAAUGUAUUCAUCAAAUGUAUUUGGGUUUUGGACAUGUGAGUUGUUGAUUUCUUGUAUUCAUCAAAUGUAUU